AUGGACGAAGGAGAAAGUGGUCGGCCUAGAGCCAGGUCCGAUGCUCAGACACCGCAAUCCCCAACCGGACGCAACCGGGCUAGAUCUGAUGCCCAGGCACCUCAAUCACCAACCGGGCGGAACCGGACUGCCAGCGACGCAGACUAUAUCUCGCCGACGAGAGGCGCCUCUGGAGUCGAUGACGGCCAGGAAGGCACCGCCCGCCGUCGUAGCUCGGUUGCGUCGAGACGCAGCCGCGUGAGUGGAGUCCCUAGCUUGGCUCCUCGCACUACUCUCGCUCAGCGUACUCAGGGCAAGUUCACUCUGGCAGGUCCGGAUGAGACUCCCCAGCUGCGCUUGGCUCAAGAGCCCUUCGUUCAGCCAGGAUACGCGGACUUGAACCCCUCAUAUGAACAACCAUCCAAUGCCAGACCCGUCUGGUCUCUAGCCAAGCCGCUGCCGCGUGUGGUGCGGUCUGGUAUGGUCCCGACAAAGGAAGAGCUUCUGCAGAACCUCGCGAAUGCUCAGCGUCCCGUCGAGAACUCGCAGCGGUACGGUCUCGAUGUCGACCCCAAUGAUGUCGAGCAGGGUCGUAUUGAUAAGACCAAUGACCCGCGGAAGAUGGCCGCUCAGGUCGAGGAUGCUCGUCUCCAGCGUGAGCAAAACUUUAUGAACAAGAUUCUCACUGGCGAUGGCCAGUCCAUGAGACAGACCUCGCGCAUGUCGCGCCGUAUGUCGCGUGCUUCGUCGCAACGCCGUUCCAUGCGCGGCAGACGCCCGGCAAACUGGGAGCAACCGGAUAACCUUUCCACCGUUGAAGAGGGAGAGUCCCAGGACAAUGAUGAGCCUGGAGAACGUCCCGCCUUUGAUGAAAAUGAGGAGGACUUCCCAGAGCAGGGUCUUGAAGAGAGAAUGGAUGAUCUUCUUCCGGAUCUAGAGAAAACAGGCUACCCCGAAGACCUUCACCCACUUGUCCAAGAGCUCGUCGAGGAUGAAGUGCACAACAACCACACCACCUGGUCUGUUAUUCGUACUCACCACCGCGAAGCUCUCGCCGAGGCUUUGGCUGUCUUCGUUCAGCUCACUAUGGGCUUCUGUGUCGAUUUGUCUGUCACCUGUGCUAAUCAGGGUAACCCUAACACUACCUCCUGGGGCUGGGGCCUGGCUACCAUGAUGGGUAUCUACAUUUCUGGUGGUGUUUCUGGUGCUCACAUGAACCCCAUUGUCACUAUCGUUCUCUGGUUCUACCGUGGUUUCCCCAAGCGCUUGAUGCCCGAGUACUUCGCUGCCCAGUUCUUAGCUGCGUUCUGCGCGGGUCUUUGUGCCUAUGGUAUCUACUACCAGUCUAUCACGAACUACCUUCUCCUCAAUGCAGACUCUGGUAUCAUCACCAGCUUCGUCACCAGUCAGCGCGAAACGUGGAUUGGACCCGCCACGGCGUUCUUCAACGAAUUCAUCGGCACGGCCUUUUUGCUCGUUACUGUGUUGGCGCUUGGUGAUGACCAGAACGCCCCGCCCGGUGCUGGUAUGAGUUCGCUGAUUAUUGGAUUGGUUAUUUCCUGUCUGUGUAUGACCUUCGGAUACCAGACCGGUGCUGCAUUCAACCCUGCUCGUGACUUUGGUCCUCGUCUCGCUCUGCUUGCUGUCGGCUUCCCCAGCACCAUGUUCACUAACCCUUAUUGGUUCUAUGGACCUUGGGCUGGUGCUCUUUGCGGUGGUUUCUUCGGUGCUUUCCUGUAUGACUUCUUCAUAUUUACUGGUGGUGAGUCGCCGGUCAACUACCCGUGGGAACGUACAGAGCGGGCUAUGACCAAGGAAGUCAUGAAGUGGAAACACCGUGUGCACCUUGGUUAG
Molecule: messenger RNA, 1833 nt
Organism: Penicillium antarcticum
Lineage: Eukaryota; Fungi; Ascomycota; Eurotiomycetes; Eurotiales; Aspergillaceae
Product: MIP/aquaporin family protein
Exons: 3
Coding region: 1-1833 (610 amino acids)
Biological process (GO): glycerol transmembrane transport; water transport
Cellular component (GO): plasma membrane
Molecular function (GO): glycerol channel activity; water channel activity
Source: RefSeq, a predicted model, not a curated record